Molecule: messenger RNA, 507 nt
Organism: Ilyonectria robusta
Lineage: Eukaryota; Fungi; Ascomycota; Sordariomycetes; Hypocreales; Nectriaceae
Exons: 3
Coding region: 1-507 (168 amino acids)
Biological process (GO): regulation of DNA-templated transcription
Cellular component (GO): chromatin; nucleus
Molecular function (GO): DNA binding
Source: RefSeq, a predicted model, not a curated record
AUGGCACGCACCAAGCAGGACGUCGUCGCGGCCAAGGAGGCGGCCGAUGCCUCGCCUCGCAUCGCGAAGUCGGACGGCGGCGUCAAGAAGCCAUCGGGCCGUCCCCGUGGUCGCCCGCGUGGUGACAACCCCCCCAAGGUCUAUGUUCCCACCGGACGCCCCCGUGGCCGCCCCAAGGGAAUCACGAAGGCCAAGCCUGCCGCUGUCGCGAAGGCUGUCGCAGACGGCGAUGCGACGAGACGCCGAGGACGGCCUCGCAAGGGAGACGCAACCCCCGUCAAGUCGCCCAAGACCACUCCCAAGACCACUCCCAAGUCGGCGGGCAGGCGAGGCAGGCCUCGCAAGCUCCCCGUUGCGGCUGCCAAGUCUGACGCGGAGAACGACGAUGAAGAACAGCCUGAUGUUGUGGGUGAAGCUGAGACGGAAGAUAACGAUGCCGCCGAAGACGUCCACGACGCAGCCGACGACGGCAGUGAGGAGGAGUUGGGCGAUGACCACUCGGACUAG